UCCAUUUCUAUCCGCGCAACCGACAUGAACGCGGCGGCAAGUCCAAUUGCUGCGACGCCAGCAUCAACGGAGAUGGACCUCGCCGAGCCUGAACAUUCUCCUAUUCACACGCCCACCACUGAAUACAGCUCUAGCAAGCGGAAGCGAGACGGCGAGCCUUCUCCCGUGAAGUGUACGCAGUGUUCAAGCUUUGACAUCAAGUACCGAUGUCCCAGGUGCGAACGCAUCACAUGCUCGCUGGCAUGCUGCUUGGCACACAAAAAGCAGUUUGAUUGCGACGGCAAGCGGGAUCGCACCAAGUUCAUUGCCUUAGCGGACUUUCAAGACGCCGACAUGUCCAGCGACUUCUUCUUCCUCCAAGAGAUUUCGCGGUCGACGAGUGCCGUUCAUCUCGAUGUAGCGGUGAAGCCACCGCCGCCAUCAAAGAGAUCGAAGGGGCACAAUCACAAGAGUCCACAUAAUACAGGCAAUCUCACCACGCUAUCGGUGAACCCUGAGCUUCCCGCUGACUACUUGAAACGAUUCCCGCCCUCCGUCCAGUCGUUUGUCCAGCAAGCGAAGAAGCGAGGGGUGUUUGUGCAUUUGCACGCGCCCGGCAUGUCACGCCACAAGGCCAACACGUCCACGUACAACUCCAAGGAGAAUUGUGUGCUGUGGCGUUUGGAAAUGCACUUUACCGACGUGGCUGAGAUCGUCACGAUUGUCGAGCCCAGGUGGUCCGAGCGCUUGUCCCUGUGUGACGUAAUCACCAAGCAUUUGUCCGUGACUUUGGAGAAUGUGCCCCUUCGCACCAAGUUGAAGCCCUAUUGCAAGCUGGACGUCGCGACGGAGUGGCUGUUUUUGAUCAAAAAGGAGUUUGCCCCGGCGUCCGCGCCACAGUACUAUAAACUCGACCCGACGAUGCCGCUCGGUGACAGCUUGAAGCACCUGGCGAUCGUCGAAUUCCCGACUGUCCUUGUCACGCUUGCGUCCCGCCGACAUGAAUAUACGUUUGCCCAUCGAGCCAUCGAAGUCGUGGACGCCGUGGCUGCUUCCACCGCUUGCGACACAACGGCGCCACCCCUCGUCACCGAGGUCUCUUCCACCCAAGCGCAAGAAGAUGUAAAUUAAGUUAACACGUCGAAUCUCUGUCAGCAAGGGAUUUGCUUGGACCACUUCUGCCCGAC
Messenger RNA from Aphanomyces invadans, 1166 nucleotides. RefSeq lists its product as hypothetical. The transcript is spliced from 4 exons. Gene Ontology annotation, cellular component: pre-snoRNP complex; nucleus. Gene Ontology annotation, biological process: maturation of LSU-rRNA from tricistronic rRNA transcript (SSU-rRNA, 5.8S rRNA, LSU-rRNA); box C/D snoRNP assembly; snoRNA localization. The record is from RefSeq and is a predicted model, not a curated record. NCBI's taxonomy places the organism in Eukaryota, Oomycota, Saprolegniomycetes, Saprolegniales, Verrucalvaceae. Bases 25 to 1110 code for a protein of 361 amino acids.